AAGGAAGUGGCGUUGAAUGGAAAUACUGAAGUUAAGUACAAGAACCUCCGAUUAUUACUUAAUUUCUCUGCAGAAAAAAAAGAUGUAAGUAAUAAUAAGUAGUAGUAUAGUAAUAGUAUAAUAAAAGUGAGCAUUGUAAAUUCUUGAGAGCGUUUUAGAUGUAAUAUUGUCACACAGCCCGUCAGGAUGAUCCCACGUUGUAACUGGGCACUUUCUUGCGCUAACAGCGUACUUAUACCCAGGAUCUGGCAAACGUAACGAAAGCAUGUGACGCAUCUUGCGUAGGAGCUGCAGAGAAUACAGCAUACCAUCGCCAUAAAUAAAAGUGGACCAAUGCCCAUGCGCGCUCUGCAGAGGACGUUGUGAUCCUCUUAUCCCCAUUCACAUACACAUUCUCAAAUAUCCAGCGGUGGAUUUAUUCUUCACACAUCCUCCAGGUGAAGAUGUCCCCCUGUGUCCUGCUCACUGUCCUUUUUGCCCUUCCUCUUGCUCUGGGUAAGUUCAUGAAUAUCUUGUUGGUGCACUUUUAAUGAGAGGCCCUCUAGUUUCCUUACGUAUAAAUAAUUGCUUAAAUAAUUGUUAACUGAUCAUUUACUAAUGCUUUAUAUGUCACCUUAAGCCAAGAAAACAAUUUGAUCCCUUUGACUGGUGUAAAUCCUUUUUUAUGUGAUAAACCAUCAACUGCAUUGUUUUCCCUAUUUUGAUAAGACGUACAGUUUUAGAAUACAACUGUUAAUGAAGUCAUCAAUAGAGAGUCACAGAUGUAUCACUUACUAAAACGCUGCCAGCUGUCAUGUGCAAUUAUAAAUACAAAUGCAUUGAUACAAGUCAUCAAUAAAGGGUUCUUAACAUAAUCGGUCAAAUCCACAGUUGUAAAUGUGUAUUUGAGGAUAAUAAAUGGAUCUUGUUCGGGAAGUCAGAGGUCAAACAGUCCAUUUGAUCGUCUUUAUUUUCCACAAACAAAGUCUGGGGAAAAGAAGUGGCUUUCCAGAUUUGUCAGCCUAUUGAUUGUUGAUAAACUCCAUUGAUUAACACCUGGUGGCUUCUUUUGUUUAGGUUGUUUUGGGGAAAUGCAUUGCUGUUUUGUUAGGCAGAAGUUCAGUGUGUAAUUGCGCUGAUUUAAUGAACUAAAAAGGCAAAUCAAGUGUCACACUAGAGGAGGAUAAUCACCACAGCCUGGAAAACCAAAACAAUAUUCUUAUUAAUGAUUAUUAACUGAUCUAUAAAGAAGUAAUUAGAAGUAAUAAUAAUGAUGAUACCUUAUUUGUAUAGCUCUUUCCUUAACAAAGUUACAAAGUGCUUUACAUGGAAGAGGAAAUAGCUAAUAAUAAUGGCAAACAACGAGAUCAUUAAACACAGGGGAUUGAAAAGUUAAAACUGGGAAGAAUAUAAAAUAGCAGUGAUGGAAAGGUAAAACUAGAACAAAAACAUGCAUAAAAGUUUUCUUUUAAACUAAUAUUAAGAUGUAGCCCGUCUAAUCACAGUACAGUGUCUUUAAUAGAACAAGGACAGCCUGAUCAUGUCUGUCAGAUGCCAGAAGGUCAUUGGUGACCUUAACAAGAACUGACUUAGUCCUGAGAGUUAUGAGAGGUCUAAUCAUUGUGCUGGAGAAGAUGAAUAAUAAUCAGAUUAAUUCUGCUCCCCCCAUAGGAUGGGUUGUACCAAGUGAAAGAGAAGAAGCCCAGAUGUUGUGUGUUGGGAGGGAAUUCCGUCUGCCUGUGUACUCGACAUCCAGAAUGGUGACUUUUACACCAAACAAUGAGGGACCGCGGCGCAUCCUGCUGGACAAAACCAUUGUAAAGGACCCGCGGUUUGAGUGGACCAGAGAUAAGAUGCUAGUUCUGAGAGAAGUGACUCACAGUGAUGAGGGACUUUAUGCCAUCAAGCUGUUCUCUGGAUUUACCUACGAGGCUGUUCGUUUGACUAUUUCAGAAUGCAUCAAGUCCUACCGCAGAAACUACGGGGAUAUAUUUGAGCACCACCUCCCUGAAAAUGGCUUCCUACUGGAGUUUUCUCCCUGGGGUGCCCCACCUGAGGCCAUGCCAGUUGUUCUGUGGAACCGGACGGACCCUGUGACCAGCGAAGCGGGCCGGGGGCGGCUGCUGCGGGGAGGGAGGUUCUGGGUGGCCGAGAGAGUGACGCAAGCGGACCAAGGCAACUACACUGUGAGGGACAGCGGGGGGGAGGUCCUGUCCCGCAACACUCUCACUGUCCGCGGGCACUCAUUCAAUGUCACCCGCUUUACCAAGGAGUCUCUAAACCUGCCCCUCUUUCUUCCUGUCCCUCAUGCCCACCUCAUAUUUACCCCCACCCGAUACCCUGACGAAUCCUCCCUGGGCCCUUUUGACCCCAAGCCCACCCGUGGCUCAGUGCAGCUGAUCCGCGAGGGCCAUAUAACGAACCACGACAUGCGCUACAGGGGCCUCAUCUCGCUGGGCAGGAACGGCACCAUCAAUGAGGUUGUCAUAGCGAGGCUGAGUUUAAGGCAUGAGGGGGUGUAUGAAAUCAGAGAUGUGGUUGGCAACCUGGUAUCCUCCACCUGGUUACAGGUGAUCGAAAAGGGAGUCAGAUGGCGAGCACUUCUCAAGUCCAUUACUGUCCCUUCUGGCAUGUUUGUGUCACUGGUUGGUUUCAUCCUGUUCAUGAGGCGAUACCCAAACUGCAGCCUGUCGCACAUCAUCGCUGUCCUCAGAACAAACCGCACGCCACCGGCCAACCCUCCGAGGGUUAACAUCCAGGAUUACAGCCAUCCCAGCCCUCAACCCUCAGGCUUCUACAGUCACUCUCAACCGCCUGAAACACCAAGAAAAUGUACCCCGAGAGCCAGUCCCACUCAUACUGGUUACAGUCCUGUUGUGGUAGGAACUCCGAUAGCUGAGAAUCAGGAAGCACACAGAUUGGCAGCAACGAGCUCCCCUCGUCAUAAUUCAACCACUGAGCGGGACACAUCCCACAACAAUGAGGAAGAGAGAAGGAUUUCCUUUUCGGUGCCUGGGGCUUCAGACUGCCUCCACUCCUCUGAGGACUGUGUUAAAUUCCAGAUCAAAAAAGAUGGAGAUAAAGACAGGAGGAGCACGUCACAAGGUUACUUUUCCACCCUGCCACUAGACAGGGACACCUCUGAAUCCUGCAGUGUUUACACUUCUGAGAAACUGAACUUCUUGUAAAACAGAGAAUUGGAGCUGAACGAAGAAGACGAAAGAAGAAGUAACAUAAGGCAUGGAGGAGCUACAGUAUCGAAUUAGGAAAAUAAAUACCCCACCUGUGCCUUUUGCAUCUUAGCCUCGUAUUAAUGGUUUAGUGUGAUAAUUGCAUGUCAUUUUUUCAUAUGAUUUUUUUAUGAAGCAUGAGUUGAGCAUUAGCCUUCCUGUCUCAUUUUACAUAUUUCUUGACACUGAUGAUGGUGCUCCUGAAAUCUCCUGCUGUUACCUACCUCCAGACCCUCAGGACCAGUAUGAUCUGCACUGUAUUUGCUGAGUGUUGGUACGAGUGUGUUUGUGAUGUGAUGUCUAGGGCUAUGUAGAAAUAAGAGUUGUGAUACAAAAAGUUUGAAAAAGGGAAUUCUAAAGUACUGUACAGUAAUAGAGCGUUUGUUAAUGUAUCUUUCUCCAUCCACCAUGUCAACCAUUUCCAAAUGCAACAACAAUUAAUUAACAUGUUCAAUGUCUGCUCAGCAGUUCAGUGAUUUUUGCAGUGGUAUAGUGUAUUUACCCCUGAGGUAAUUGUAGUAAUAGCUUUGUGAAUUGUAACAUGUUCCACCAAAUAUUGCAAUAGCCUAUUAAUAUAUAAACUUUGUGUACAGGAUAAUAUGUUAUCACCAAAUCUUUCUAUGGAAAAAACAGAUUGGACUGCUGCUUGUGAUAUUUUUGGACGUUCAAAUGUCAUCUCUUAAACAAUAAAUAUAUCUUUAACACA
Molecule: messenger RNA, 3915 nt
Organism: Anarrhichthys ocellatus (wolf-eel)
Lineage: Eukaryota; Metazoa; Chordata; Actinopteri; Perciformes; Anarhichadidae
Exons: 10
Coding region: 1584-3167 (527 amino acids)
Source: RefSeq, a predicted model, not a curated record